AUUAUAUUAGCUAUUUGGAAUUUUUAUUUUCGACCUCGUUGGUUUGUUUUGAAAAUUCGAAAUUGUUGAAUUAUAGUGAGUAGUGCUGUCAUACUGUAUGAUUGGGAAAUAGCAUUUUAAUGUUGAUAUUAUCAAGGUUUGUUAAAAAAAUGUUUAGUAUGAAUUUUAGCUAGCGUUGCCUGUCACAUUACAAUGUCUUCUUUAACUGAAGAACAAAAAAAGAGAAUUGAAGAAAACAGGAGAUUAGCUCUUGAGAGGAGAGCUGCAAGACUAGCCCUCAACCACAAUAGUCCACAUAAACAGCCUGAUCCACCUCCAAAAUCUUUUCCUGCUAAUUCAUUUUAUAAAACUAUUGAUAAAUCAAUUCUCAAUACUGAAAAGUCUUUGCCUAGUUACCCACCUCUAAAAACUUGGUCUAUCAAGAAAAAUAAUCCCAGCAAUUCUGUAAAUAAUGCGAUCAGUAAAACUACUCCUGUUGAAAAAACUUGGAAUGUCACCACUGAUGCUCUUCAAGGGACAGUCAGUUUAAUCGACAAAGAUACAUUUGUUUUAGACGUUGGUUUCAAUCAAAGAUUAAUAGAUAUUUGCAAGCAAAUACCUGGAAGAUACUAUGAUCCUCAGAGGAAAUCGUGGUGUUUUCCUCUUAAGGAGUAUGAAAAUUUCAAAAAAAUUACCAAUCCUCUUUCACCUCAAAUAGUCAUUGGAAACCUACCUGCCUCUGUCCUGAAGAUUUUUUCAAAUCCUUCAAACUUUACUGUCAACCAUAAAGAAGUUGAUAUAUCUCGUAUUGAACCUGCAUUACUUAAUAGUUUAUUUCCUUUUCAAAAGGAAGGUAUUCAGUUUGGAGUUUCGAAAGGAGGCCGUUGCUUGAUUGCUGAUGAAAUGGGCCUUGGAAAAACAAUUCAAGCUUUAGGAAUCGCUGAUUAUUAUCGAGACGAAUGGCCCCUUCUUGUAGUUUGUCCAUCUUCUAUGAGGUUUCAAUGGGAGGAAGAAAUCAGAAGGAAUUUACCACGUGUUCCAAGUUAUUUGAUAUAUGUUUUGACAAGCAGUAAAGAUGAGUUUGAGAGAGCUAAAGUUGUGAUAUUGUCCUAUGAUCUAAUGGGGACUAAGAAGGAUUUGCUGAAAUCAUAUGGUUUCGGUGUCAUGAUACUCGACGAGUGCCACAGCCUGAAAAGUAUUAAAACGAAACGAACAAAAGCUGCUUUCGAACUGGUUGCAAAGUGUAAGAGAGUUAUACUUUUGAGCGGAACCCCUGCACUGUCGAGGCCCGCAGAACUAUUUACCCAAAUUAAAGCCCUUCAGCCGACUUUGUUUAAAGAUAUGAUCGAAUUCGGAAUUAGAUACUGUGAAGGAAAGCAAGAUAGAUUUGGUUGGAAUUUCAAUGGAUCGUCGAACCUUGAAGAACUUAAAACUAUUCUUGAAGAGAGAAUUAUGAUAAGGCGCCUUAAAUCUGAAGUUCUUGACCAACUUCCGUCUAAAAUAAGGCAAGUUAUUGUUAUUGAACCAGAAACGAAUAAUAAAUGUAUGGAUGCAUUUGCAAAAAAAUUAAACCAUGCUACUAUCAAUGGAGCCGAUAAAAGGAGUACAUUGUUGGCAUAUUUUGCCGAAACGGGGAAAGCUAAACUCAAUUCUAUUUGUAAGUAUGUUGAACAGCUUAUAUCACAAGAAAAGAAAUUUUUAAUAUUCGCGCAUCAUAAGUGCGUAUUGGAUGCCAUUUCAGAAACAUUGGAGAGAAAUAAAACUUAUUACGUUCGCAUCGAUGGAUCGGUGUCUUCCGAAGAGAGGAAAAACGUCUCUGAUCAAUUCCAGGAGGAAACAAACUUCAGAGUAGCAGUGCUUUCAUUAAAAGCUGCCAAUACUGGAAUUACAUUAACAGCUGCUAACUUAGUUGUAUUUGCUGAACUGUUUUGGAACCCUGGAGAACUUGUCCAAGCGGAGGAUAGAGCUCACAGGAUAGGGCAGCAGUCAAAUGUCCUCAUACAGUACCUUAUAGCUCAUAAGACUGCCGAUGACUUCCUCUGGCCACUGGUCCAAGGGAAGUUGAGGGUCCUUAAUCAGACGGGUCUAUCUGAUAGUAACUGUCUCGAUGUCACAGAAACAAAGCAGCAGGGAGCGAAACAGGCUGCGAUUACGGAUUUUUUCAGUGAAAUGGAUGAUGACGUAGAUGAAGAAGAACUUGGAAAUUUACUUGAUGAGAUAGAAGGCGUACAAGAAAAAAAACCAAAACUCGUUUGAUCUUUUCUCGUUCCUAAAAAUAAAUGUAUUUUAUUGUUAUUAUUUUGUAAAAUAAAUGUUAUUAUCCAGUUAUUAAUUGUAUUAUAUGAUUUUUUUAAAAUGUAAAAUUAUACUUUUUUUAUAAUUUCUCUUAAUUUAUUUAUUAUAUUUUCUCUAUUCAUUGUCACAAGAGGAUCUGUUAAAC
This is a messenger RNA of Nezara viridula (southern green stink bug), 2419 nucleotides long. The record is from the annotation of a GenBank genome assembly. NCBI's taxonomy places the organism in Eukaryota, Metazoa, Arthropoda, Insecta, Hemiptera, Pentatomidae.